Molecule: messenger RNA, 2745 nt
Organism: Medicago truncatula (barrel medic)
Lineage: Eukaryota; Viridiplantae; Streptophyta; Magnoliopsida; Fabales; Fabaceae
Product: CDPK-related kinase 7
Exons: 11
Coding region: 467-2263 (598 amino acids)
Biological process (GO): protein phosphorylation
Molecular function (GO): protein kinase activity; ATP binding
Source: RefSeq, a predicted model, not a curated record
UUAAACAAAAAAAAAAGACACUCUUAACAAAAAGCAGAAUAAAGGAAAGAGAGAUUGGUUUCUUUUCCUUUUCUCUUGCAGACUCUGCUAAGCAUCUUUGCCUCACUUUCCCAUCCUUUUUCUCUCUUCUCACUCCUUCUCAUUCCUCUCACAAUUUUUAAUUUAAUUUCAUUUUUUUAACCUAAGUUUUCAUUUUUAUUUCACCUUCGUAAUAUUCCUUCCCUAUUCUAGCUACAAAUUCAAUUCUAAGAUAAGUUUCUUAGCUAAAUAAGUUCAUUUCCUUUCUUAUAUAUUUUCCAUAAACACAAUUCAAAACCCUUCUCAGAUUUCUCAAUUUUGAUGCAAGUUUUGAUCUUUUCUCUUGAAAAUUGAUAACCCUAGUGACCCUUUUGAGUACUUAAUCUAAUUCAUCUUUCAAACCUUGAAUUGAUCUUAAAAAUCUCAUCUUUUUCUCAUUGGGUGCUUCAUGGGACUCUGUCAUGGAAAACCCAUUGAAACGUCACGUAGAGAAAGAGAAAGAGAAAGAGAAAAUUCAACAAAUGAAGAAAUUCUUCAACUUCCACCACCACCAUCAAGCUCUCAUCAUCAUCAUGCACCAACUAAAUCAUCAUCAAAGUUUCCAUUUUUUAGUCCAAGUCCAUUACCAAGUUUCUUCAAAAAUUCACCUGCAAAUUCAACUGUGAGUUCAAAUUCAACCCCUCUGCGAACCCCUCUUCGGAUCUUCAAGCGACCCUUUCCUCCGCCUUCACCGGCAAAGCACAUUCGAGCACUGCUAGCUAGAAGACACGGCUCUGUGAAGCCUAAUGAAGCUACUAUACCUGAAGGGAGUGAGUGUGAAGUUGGGUUGGAUAAGAGUUUUGGAUUUUCUAAGCAUUUUGUGACGAAUUUUGAGCUUGGACAAGAAGUGGGUCGUGGCCAUUUUGGUUAUACUUGCUCUGCUAAGGGUAAAAAAGGAAGCUUUAAGGGUCUUGAUGUUGCUGUUAAAGUCAUUCCUAAAUCUAAGAUGACAACAGCAAUUGCUAUAGAGGAUGUAAGAAGAGAAGUGAAGAUAUUGCGAGCUCUAACUGGGCAUAAGAAUUUGGUACAAUUCUACGAAGCUUACGAAGACGAAGAAAAUGUUUAUGUAGUUAUGGAAUUAUGCAAAGGAGGCGAAUUGUUAGAUAAGAUUCUUUCCAGGGGUGGAAAGUACCCGGAAGAGGAUGCCAGAGUUGUUUUGAUUCAGAUAUUAAGUGUGGUAGCUUACUGUCAUCUACAGGGUGUUGUACACCGCGAUCUCAAGCCAGAGAAUUUUCUUUUUAGUUCUGAGGAUGAAAAUUCUACAUUGAAGGCCAUUGACUUUGGACUCUCUGAUUAUGUAAAGCCAGUUUUUGCAGAUGAGAGAUUGAAUGAUAUUGUUGGAAGUGCUUAUUACGUUGCACCUGAAGUUUUGCAUAGAUCUUAUGGGACUGAAGCAGAUAUGUGGAGCAUCGGUGUAAUUGCUUAUAUUCUGUUAUGUGGAAGCCGUCCUUUUUGGGCCAGGACUGAAUCUGGCAUAUUUCGGGCUGUCCUUAAGGCAGAUCCAAGUUUCGAUGAAGCUCCCUGGCCUUCUUUAUCGGCUGAUGCAAAAGAUUUUGUAAAAAGGCUGUUGAAUAAAGAUUACCGUAAAAGACUAACCGCUGCUCAGGCUCUCAGUCAUCCGUGGCUGGUGAAUCACUUAGAGGACAUAAAGAUACCAUUUGACAUGAUAAUCCACAAGCUCAUCAAAACUUACAUAUGCUCGUCUUCUUUACGCAAAUCAGCAUUAGGGGCUCUUGCAAAGACAUUGACAUUAGUGCAGCUAGCAUAUCUCAGAGAACAAUUUACUCUAUUAGGGCCAAACAAAAGUGGGCUAAUCUCUAUGCAGAACUUCAAGACGGCUGUUUUAAGAAGCGCCACUGAUGCCUCGAAGGAUUCACGGGUCUUAGAUUAUGCGAACAUGGUUAGCUCAAUCCAGUAUCGAAAAUUAGAUUUUGAGGAAUUUUGCGCUGCUGCUAUAAGUGUCCAUCAACUGGAGGGAAUGGACACUUGGGAGCAACAUGCAAGGCGUGCCUACGAGCUGUUUGAAAAGGAUGGAAAUAGGCCAAUUAUGAUCGAAGAGCUUGCCUCGGAACUUGGACUUAGCCCCUCAGUACCUAUUCACGUGGUACUCCAAGAUUGGAUAAGACACUCAGAUGGAAAGCUAAGUUUCUUAGGGUUUGUCAGACUCCUGCAUGGAGUUUCUUCUCGCACAUUUCACAAGGCUUGAGAGAAAAUACACAUGUUUGCUAUUGUCUUAACUUGCCGCUAUUGAUCAUAAGAUCUUUUGAUGAGAUUUGAAUGCAUUACUCAUGAGCAAAACUACAACAUAAAAUCUCUCCAUUGUGAUCCAAACAUGGCUUUUGCAAAGCCAAAAGUCUAUAUAUAGCUUGUUGGGAGUUGCCAUGUGAUGUUGCUAUAUGCAACAUCUCUUGUUAAAUGUCCCUUCGAGUGUUUUACAAACCGAAAAACACUUUCCUCCACCCUUGUUUUAUUGCUCUCUUUAAGUUUGAGAUCGAUGGUGCUGGAGUUAGAGGCUUGUACAGAUUAAAGUAGAGCACAAGUUGUACUUAGGACUAGUGGAACUUUUAUAAAAUUAGUUGUGUUUUUUUUUGGGUUUAUCUCCUGUGUACCCUUGGAACUUAUGAAUAAACUCUAUUCAAAUGUGAACUCCUUCAUAGUUAAUGCAACUUUUUAUUUAUUUAUGUAUUA